AUGGAUGUCACUGAGAAGUCUCAGGUGUCACCUGCAGUCGUUGGCGUGGGCCAGGGCAGCAAGCCCACAGAACGCCCUGUGCCUGCACCUCUACCAAACUCACUGCCCGCUCCAAUCCAACCACCUGCCUCGAAGAUCGUUCGUUUAAAACUGACCAAGCCAAAGCGUGCCAGAAAAGAUCCUCAGGAUGUGGAUUGGGAUGAAGAUCUCCGCCCAACACCUGGUGAAGAAGCCGAGGCCCAGAAAGCACAUGGAGGGGCAACUCGUGCUCAGACUGAACCAAAGAAAGGGAAGACAGCUGCGAAGCAGGGGAACCAGAAGCGUGCAAAGAUAUCGAAACCACGGACAACCUCAGCCAAGCGUAGGAAGUCGAAUUCGACGAAGAGCAACACCGCCAAGCGAGGUAUCAAGAUAUCACAGCUUCCAUUGACCACUGUUGCGACAAGUGCACUUGUAGCUCCUAUUGACAAAGAGAUACCAUGUGUUCCUGAUGAGCCAAGUAACCAAUGCAAUGUGACGACGGAGACCAAGGUCGAUCUACCCAAGACCUCUCACAAGACAUCUCUUCCGAAGGAUGACUACAACAAAAUCAUCAAGAAUAGUCCACGAGUGAGUGUCGAGAUCAGAAGCAGCCCUUCGAUCACUGGUGACUCGUCUCUCGGGUUCGAUUAUGAUAUCAAAGAGCACAGCCAGAUGGUCAGUAUCCUGGAACACAGGGCACAGUUGGAAGCACAGAAGAAAGCUGGGAAGUCUGGUCGUAUCAUAUCUGAGACAGAUUCGAUUUCCAGCCGUGACGCGAAAAAUCCAGCUAGUGGAAGUGCUUCGAAGCUCACCAUACUGCAGUCAAGGGUGCUUCACAAGCAAAAGAUCAGAAAGUCAAAGGUUGCAUGCGUGGAGAAGUCUCUCAAGUCUCACAAAUCCCACGGGAGAGCACAAAGUGUUGGCAGCAAGCUCAUGCUUGCGCUUCACGGCGAAGAUUCUCAGCAUGGACCGGUCUUUAACAGAGAUGCUCCUAUCAUUAUCUCAUCCGAUCCAGUGGAGCCUCAGAAGUCUCCCGAAAGCAAACAGCCUGAUCCAAUGCCGACUCAGACAAUGCCGACACCUCAUGGCAUCGAGAAAGUGCAAAAGCAUGCAGUACGUGUCGACAGCCCUCACCAUUCAUCCAAGUCCGACAAAGUUAGAUCGUCAUCGCCGGUUGUCGUCGACGACACGAAAGAAGUCGAGUUAGUCGAUGCGACAGGUGGAAUGGCCUCCUGGGGCGCCUUUUUGUCCUCCUUAGGGCACAGUGAAGGGCCAAGCACGGAGGAUUCUUCAGACAUUGAAAUGGGAAGAGGUUUGAUUGAUGACGAACCGUCUAUCCUCGACUACCAUAUGGAGAUGGAACAUUUGUCCGGGUUUGAAACUCUGCAACCCAUGAUCCAUGAACCGACCACGCAUCUGCAGCCCACCAAGCCCGGCGAAAGCCCGAAGUCUACCUCUUCAGGCACUUCGAUUACAAGAAAGACUGAUAUACCCCCUGCAGGUGGAAACAAGAAACAUGAAUCCAGCCACACACCCGAGUCGCAGAAGCCUCUGUUGCGCAGCGAGGCCGAACAUCGCUCGCUCUCACCUCAGCAGACAUCGGCUCCAAGAACCAUAGUUGUCGACCGAAACGGCAGUCCUCAGCUUGUGUCCUUGUCAAUCAAGGGAGUGACUCCAUUCCAGGUUGACUUUGACGGCGAACAAGACCAAGAAGUCGCAACCAGCUCAAGUCAAUAUGAUCGAAGUUCUAGUGAAUUUUCCACUGCAAGUCAAUACAAAGGUGUCUUUUGGACAAAAUUCCAGCGAGAAAUGUUCCUGGCCUACGGAAUCGACACCGAAAAGAUGGACAGGUCACACACCUGGCCACCACAACCCAUGCCUAAGCUUUCAUGCUCGAAAGAAGACACAGCAGAUGGCGCCGACUCGGACAAGGAAUCAACGAGUGGCCCAGACUCUUCACAGCGGACGAUCGAAGAGAGGGGGUUGGGCGUGGCGCAAGAUCGACAAUGCGACAGAUCAUUCCGCACAGAUAUCUCGGUGUCAUCACAGCCAGAUAUGAAAUCACACCGCUCCUCGGAGGAGGAUCCAAUGAACUGGAUCUCGACCCUCCGUGUAGCACAGAAAGACGCGCACAACCUGUUGCACCAAACGAAUUCCAAUCUCUCAACUCAACUGGCGGCGGAGAAAGCAACCAUUACACGGGUUCUGGAGAUCUACCGCGAAGGGUGUGGACGAAUCCUAGAAGAUUUAUUCCAGGCGCAAGAAGCGCGCAUGACGCUAUACAAGCAGCAGAUGCAACAUGUCAAGGAGCAACACACGGAGAUCUGCCAGGACUUGGUCCGGGGGCUGCAGGAGCUGGACCGUCGGAUGCAACAGGGGCCAAUUUAA
Penicillium brevicompactum is the source of this 2409-nucleotide messenger RNA. RefSeq lists its product as uncharacterized. The coding region runs from base 1 to 2409 and encodes 802 amino acids. NCBI's taxonomy places the organism in Eukaryota, Fungi, Ascomycota, Eurotiomycetes, Eurotiales, Aspergillaceae. The record is from RefSeq and is a predicted model, not a curated record. The transcript has 2 exons.